This is a messenger RNA of Hyaloperonospora brassicae, 951 nucleotides long. The record is from the annotation of a GenBank genome assembly. Lineage: Eukaryota; Oomycota; Peronosporomycetes; Peronosporales; Peronosporaceae.
AUGCAUCUUCCCCGCACCAUUCAAUUGCGAGUCGGCCGUCCGUGGCCGCUGCCCUCUGCGUCGCGUCCGUUCGGCCUCAUGAGCACGACAGCAGCGCCCACGUUUAAGCUCGCGCUCUGUCAGAUCGCCGUGGGCGACGACAAGCGCCAGAACAUUGCAAAGGCUGUGGCGGCCGUGACGGAGGCCGCCGAGAACGCCGCGCAGGUGGUCUCGCUGCCCGAGUGUUGGAACUCGCCGUACGCGACCACGUCGUUUCCGCAGUACGCGGAGGAGAUUCCGUCGACGAAGACGCUGCUGAACGAGACGGACCAUCCGUCGACGUUCGCUUUGUCGCACCUCGCGGCCAAGCUCGGGAUCUAUCUCGUCGGUGGCUCGAUCCCCGAGAAGGACGCGAGGCAGCAGGUGUACAACACGAGUGUCGUCUUUUCACCUGAGGGAGAGAUCGUGGGGAAGCACCGCAAAGUGCACCUGUUUGACAUUGAUGUGCCGGGAAAGAUCACGUUCAAGGAGUCCGACACGCUCGCGCCUGGCAACACGUUGACGCUCUUUGACACGCCCUACGGCAAGAUGGGCGUGGGGAUCUGCUACGACAUUCGCUUCCCAGAACUCUCGAUGCUGAUGAAGAAACAUGGCGCGAAAGUGCUGCUCUUCCCAGGUGCUUUCAACCUCACCACAGGCCCAGCACAUUGGGAGCUCUUGCAGCGCGCUCGUGCUGUGGACAACCAGCUGUAUGUGGCGUCGACAUCGCCUGCGCGGGGUCCAGAAGGCGGCUACCAGGCGUGGGGCCACUCCACGGUCGUUUCUCCAUGGGGUGAAGUCGUGGCCACUUGCGGCCACGAGGAGGCCAUCGUGUAUGCUGACGUGGAUUUGGAGAAUGUCGAGGAGAUGCGUCGCAAUAUUCCGACCUCGAACCAGUCGCGCUCGGACAUUUACGAACUGGUGCUGAAAUAA